Messenger RNA from Trichoplusia ni (cabbage looper), 15272 nucleotides. RefSeq names its product hydrocephalus-inducing protein-like. The record is from RefSeq and is a predicted model, not a curated record. The coding region runs from base 193 to 15192 and encodes 4999 amino acids. Gene Ontology annotation, cellular component: axoneme. NCBI's taxonomy places the organism in Eukaryota, Metazoa, Arthropoda, Insecta, Lepidoptera, Noctuidae. The transcript has 82 exons. Gene Ontology annotation, biological process: cilium movement; axonemal central apparatus assembly.
UAAAAAGGCGAUGGGUGCAAAUAUAAUUUUGAUCAAAAACAAAGUUAAAUUACAUAACUUUCUUCAGCAAACUAUUUGCAUUCACCAACCUAUUUGUUACAGUGGAGUGUUCUAAUGUGUUUCAAAUUUUAUCAAACUGUUUCCAUGUAAACAAUGUUGUGUCAUGUCAGUGAGUGAAGUAGCAUUUGCAGUAUGGAAAUAUUGCAGAAGUUUAAGCAAAAUGGAUAUUUUACUUCAGAAUUGUACCAUUUACUUGCUAAAAAGAAAUUACUUCAGCCCUCGACAGAGAUAACUCCUUCUGAAUAUGAAAGGGAAAUGAAAAUGAGUACGCAGCAGCGGCUGCAGAAUUUAAAUAACAUAGAAGUGGAUAACCUCCUCCGUGCCAGCAACAAGGAAACCAACAAGCCUGUGUUGUCUUUCACGCCCAGACUGAUCGUGUUUCAAAACUUUAAGCCUAAUGAUAAGAUCGUCGCCAAAUUUUCUGUUAAAAAUAUAAGCAAGGGGCCGACGUUUCUUAACAUGGUGUACAAGGAGUCGUCGUAUUUCUUCAUCAAGCCUUGUGGUGGAGUGCUGCUGUCGCGUUUGGCUCCGGGGAUCAGCGUCACCUUCGCUGUCACCUUUAUGCCCGUACAGUACGAGGACUACACCCACAAAGUAUCUUUCUACACUGAUGUCGAUCAGUAUGUUUUGCCUCUAAUAGCCAUGGGUCCUAGACCAAUUUUCGAUUUCCCUGACAGAAUUGAUAUCCCACAGAUUCCUCUGAAAGUGGAAAACCAUGUUUUAGUGCCAAUCCACAAUAUUGGAAUGGUACCGGCGGGCUUUACUUUUAAUUGUAAAUGUCCGUUUUCAGUUCUACCCAAAUCGGCAUAUUUAAAUCCGAAACAGAAAAUCGACGUUAAAGUAACUUUCAAAACGAUGCACUUGGGAGAGACGCGUGGAAUAUUGAAUGCAUUGUUCGAAACAGGGGAAAACUUCGUCGUUAUGAUGUCAGGCAAAACAUACACGGUCAGUAUAGAGCUGGAGAAGCAAGUGGUUCGGUUCUUUGACACGUAUAACACUAUGAUGCGACAACAGACUUUCAAGAUAACUAAUAAAUCCGACCAUGUCCUUACUUAUAUGUGUAUGAAAAACGACUGUGUUUAUUACGAUUUUGAAGAGAAAGUCAAGUUAGCGACGAUAUUUUACAACUUGAAAUCGAGUGAAUCAACAAAGUAUACGAAGUUGGUGCGAUACGAUGUAUUGACUAGUGACGAACAUGAAAGAGUGUAUACUAGGAUAUUCUAUGAUGAAAUACAAGCACUCGUAGCAGACGAAUCAUUGCAUUUUCAGAAUACACACUUCACUAUAACACCAAUAGCUGGGAAGUUAUGGCCUAACAAAUCGACAGAAUUAUCAAUAACGUUUUGCCCUAAGGAGAUAGGAGAGUUUAAUGCAACAGCAUAUCUAGACAUCGAUGGCUCUGUGAACCGAGUGCCUCUGAAGCUGAUAGGAAUAUCGAUACCUCCCUCCAUUAAUCUGAAUGUUGAGACUCUUGAUUUGGACUGCGUGUAUAUUAACAAAACUUACAACUAUGAAGUCGUUGCUAUCAAUAAAGGCCAUAUUAAUGGUGUGAUAGUGUACAAGGAAGUUCCUACGCUGUUCGGCAGUACAAUAACUUGUUCUCCGGAACUGAACUGUCUAAGACCUGGUGAUAAAGAAAUAUUCAUCGUCUCCUUCAGUAAUUCCAAUCAAGGGCCGUUCUUUGAAGAGAUCAAUUUUACUAUUCGUGAUACGGAUGUUGUUUUAAAGCUGUAUUUAAAAGGCGAAGUGAUAUACCCGUCCCUUACUUUUAGCAUACCAUGUUUAGAUUUCGGAAUCGUUAGUGUAGGAGUACCAAAAACAAUGGAAUUGGAUGUUAUUAAUGAGUCAGUGGUGCAAGUUAGUGGAACUCUCAAAAUAUCAUCGGACGGACCUGAAAUAAGCAGUAUUACUUUGACCGAUUACGCAGUCGCUGAGAAACCUAAGCCUGAAAUUCCUCAGUGGCCCAGAGAAUUUAAGAUAGAGCCUUGUAAAGUUGACAUUGAUCCAGAAUCGAGAGUGUCGAUACAGGUGACAUUAAUAGCUAAUUUAAUACGAGCGAAUCAAACUUCUCUUGAGCUGGAGCUUGAGAAAUCCGACAGCCCUCCAAUCAUAGUCCCAGUGAUGUUCAAUGCGAUGGUACCGGAGAUCACGCCAGCACCAGAAAUCAGGCUACGAGCUUGCUUCCUGGAUUUCCCUUACGAAAACGAAAUUGUUAUAUCGUCUAAUAACAUUAGUGGAUACUUUACUUUGGAAGAAUCACUGGAACAAAACACAUUAGACGUAAAUGUCAAGAUAAAGGAAGGAUUUAUACAGCCAAGCAGUAGAAUAUGUUUACCAGUGUCAAUAAAAACUAGUAGUUUGGGACUGCAGAAUUAUGUAGUGAGAAUUUAUUUGUUUGGGAUGUCGAAACCAAUUGAAAUUUGUCAGAUAACUGGUUUUGGGGUACGUCCCAUAGUAACGUGUACUCCGAUGACGUUACAUUGGGGUCAGGUCAAGCUGCUAUCAAAAUCGCAGAAAGCGCUCACACUCUGUAACGAUUCACCAGUCUACGUCCACUUCAAGGCUUCCUUGUUGAGCAAAGACGGCAGAUGGCAAAUAUCCCCGACUGAAGGUUAUGUCGAGCCUGAAUCUGAAACGGAUUUGGUAUUAACGUUGUAUUUGAUCGACGCUGAUACAUACACCAAUAAAGCUGUAAUACAAUUAGAAAAAGUAAAGGAAAUCUUAGUGCCUUUGUCUGCGUCUGGCGUCGGAACGAGUAUUGUAGUCGGUGAGCUACGCGACAGGAUUGUUCUUGGGAAACAUUUCACUAAAAUACCCCUUAAUAGUAAAGUCAUUAUGGAGAAUUGUGGAACACGGUUACACGCGCUGGAGUGGAGUGAACAUUACAAAGCCCCAAAAACGAAACAACCCACAGCAGGAUUUUUCAGCUUGGACCCAAAAGUGUUUAAAAUUUCUGCUGGUGAAAAACUAGAGUUGUCAAUAACAGGAAUUUCGUAUAAAGUCACUACCGUUAAAGAGAUGUGGUAUUUAGUCGGCAGUGUUGAAGGAAUUAAUAAGAAGGAACUGCUAUUGGAAUGUCAAAUAGUGGCAGAAUUUGUUGAUCCCAAAAUAGAAAUAUCUACCAAUCUCGUGGAAUUUCAGUAUGACUUUGGUCCUUAUAGUGAAUACUACAAAUUGACAGAUAUUGUCACAAUUAAAAAUGUAUCGAAACUACCACUAGAUAUUGAGAUUUGUGCCAAACCACCGUUUGCAAUAAUACAAAAACAAAGCACUUACAAAAUUCCACAGGAAGAGUCCAACCUUUGCUGUUGCAUACGAUACAGAAAGUCCGAUUUAAAUCUAAAAAAUAUCAUAAACGAAGUGGGCCCUGCUCAGUCACGAACGUUUAUCGACUUCUUGACCUCAAAACCCGUUGAACCGUUACGGAAGGGCCCUCUACAUUUUUUCCAUGAUAUUAAUAAAAUUAAAAUGGCAUUCAAUCUCACUCAUGCACUGGAGGAGCGUUUAGAGGAUCAAGAAAUUAUGAAGUUGCAAAUACUCUUCGACACCACGAAGCAUUUAAAUCUGAAGUCGAAAGUGUAUUGCGACGUGAUGAAGAUCAAAUUUAAAGGCCAUAAGAACAAGGAUGCAUUAAAAUUGAUCGGAAAGAUAAAUUUUCCAAACAUAUUGGUUUUAUCCCCGAGAGUCGAUUUCCAGUGUAUUUUAAACGGAAGCAUAGAGAGCAAAACCAUAAAAAUACAAAAUGCGACACCUCUUCUAGUUUGUUACAGGUUUCAGUGGAAGAAAUGCUCAAUUACAAAAAUUCCAGUACCGGAACUAACAGAGCUAGAUUACGGAAAUACAUGCAGUCUAAUAAAAAGCUCUACUGAGGAACCCACUACUAUCGGUUCCGGCUUACGAGAGAUUUUACCAACUCAGACUGUUGGAGAGUCAUCACUCCAAGAUCCAAAGUUAGAUACAGUUAGUUGUAAUAAGGUACUCGCUAUGUUUCAAGAGAUAGUAACGAUCACAACUUGUGAGGAGACGUCGCAGAUCGAUGAAGAAGUAAUUAAAAUGCGAAUGAUGCAGAAAAUAGCACCCAUGAUAGAUGUCGAUUAUGACACUGAUUUUGAAUGGAGUUAUAAGUUUGCUAAACUACAGCCUUCCCAUAACAGAAAAGAUAUAAACGACGUUUUGCAGUUGGUCUCACAUCGUGGUCUCCUGAAACCGAAUGAGAUUCAAAAUGUGCACGUCAUAUUCAGACCAAAGCCAAACAUUAACGUACGGGCCAUUCUUGAAUGUGAAGUUUUGGGAGGUCCUCCAGAAACAAUCUUAAUUACAGGGUCCAGUUCCGACCUGAUGUAUAAAAUAAACUCACAACAAUUAAACUUUAAAAUAAGAUCAUUUCAUGAACAUGCUCAUGAAGACUUAAUAAUUACUAACAUAGCGCAACUACCCUUUACGUACAGAACGUAUUUGGACGAGCCUAAAUUUAAAAAUGAACUGGAAGGAACUAUCCUUGAACUAUUGCCAUCUGAAAAAUUAUUAGAACCAGAAGAGGAAAUAUCAAUGAAGAUCGUGAUACGGCCUGGUGUUGUGGGUUACUACCGCAGAACAUUCCUGCUGGAAAUUGGUCAUCUACCGCACAUUCCUAUAGAAAUUUUCGGAUGGGGAGUCAUACCUCAAGUGUUUAUAACUUUGUACAAACCGGAGAGUUUUGAAGAUCAUGAUCCGGAAAUAGGAUAUGUGGCCAUUCCUACGUUGACGCAACAAUAUUUGGCAGCAGUCAGUGAAAUUUUUAGUACAGGCAAAGAGGAACAUUUGAAUUCACCUCUGACAGACAAAUGCUUCGAAGAUCCUGACUUUCAAGAUGGAUGGCACAUUUGUUCUUCUUGGGAUGGUUACCCGACUAUUAUGGAUAUUGAAUUAGCAAAAGAAAGAAUAUCGGUGAUACAACAUAUACGGUCGCGUCCUGAAAUUUUAACUGCUUACUCUACAAUAGCUAAAAUGGGACCGAUACCGGGAUAUCUCACUGUGCCCUACGUUAUAGACUACGGCGUUGUUAUCACCGGGAGUACAGUGCAGUGCACGGCUGAAGUGGUUAAUUAUGGACCGAUUGUCACAAAAUUGCACUUUGCAAAGGGCACUUCUGUUCCCUCAUGGCUGGGUAUGAAGCUGUGUGGAAAGCUUAAUCCUGGUGAAACGGGGAAAAUAGAAGUUACAUUUUCUCCAACUUCAAAUGACUUCACGGAGUUAGAACAACAUGUUGAAACGUCUUUUAACGUAGAGGUGCCUUAUGGAGUAACAAUACCAAUACAGAUCAAAGCUCUCUGCGCUGUGCCCUACCUGGUGUCAAACGUAAAGGUUGUUGACUUUGGGUCUGUUCGAUGCGGCGACAAAAUUAUUUGUUCCAUACCUUUAAAAAAUGUUGGAAGACCUACAUGCAUUUGGUACGUUACCUUACGCCUUAAGGCUCCUGGUCCUAUACCUAUGAUGGUGCUUGACAGUUCAGGGAAAUACGAGCCUGGCCAGGGAGGCUGGCUGAGUGUCGCCUUCAAACCUACGAUGGAGAUGUUGUACGAAGGCCUAUUGAUAUUCAGAUUCCACAUGAACCCGAAUAGAAUGACGAUUCCAGUCACGGGGCAAGGAAUUGUGCCUCACGUGCAUAUAAUUGGACCCAACGUUAACUUUCCGCCCACGCUGCCCUGGGCCGAUACAACCGACAUUUACUUCGGCCUAACGAACCCUUGUCCUUUUCCUGUUGAGCUUAUUAUAGCUCACAGUGACGAGAAAUGGAAAGAGGAAGAAGAUAUAUUCCAGUUGCUUUAUAAGUACUAUAACAAGCCAGAAGAAAUGUUGGUCCCUGCUCUCAGACCAGGUGCAGGGUUACCACGAGAAAUUAUAAAUUUCUGUCAAAGUUUUAACGAACAUAUUAAAAAGGUCAAGGAGGAGGAGGCGGCUACAAACAAAGUUCUAACUGCAAGAGUUACAGCGGCUGCAAAGGUUCAAACCAGAAAAGCUAAGAGUCCUAAAUCAGCUCAGAAGACGGCUGUAACGCCCAAAGAAACACCUCCCAUGAAAGUCCGAACGGAAUCUGAAAUUGUUGCAGAUGAGAUAAAGGAACUAAAGGAAAGACAUGUAGAUCCCUUAAGUGAGUGUCUACAUCCGGUAGUAGACGAUGGCUCUGAAGGCUCCGGUGAUAAGCACGCAAAAGGCAUUCUAGUAUUUUUUCAUGGCUCUCCAUGCGAAGAGAUGCAAGGUCAAGAACUAGCUUAUGCUCUAGGAAAAAGGUUACAACUACCUACAAUAAAUAUGGAUCUGAUCAUAGUUGAAGCGUUAUGUGUAAGCGAGUGCGAGGCAAAAAUGAUUCUUGUGUCUGCCAUCGACGAGAAUUAUGAGGCUAUGAAAAGAAACACCAAAGCGAGCUCAGACUUUAAUGAAAAUGAGCACCCUGAAGAAGACUUCGAUGAGUAUGCUGAUGAAUUUGAAAUAAUUUUGAAGAAAAUUGUAUUCUUAGCUAACACUAAAAACAUGAAUACUCCUCGAUCAAAAGCUAGUGAGAAAAAGAAAAGAAGAUCUCCAACAUCGUCGGUGGCAUCUCAUACAGUGUUGGGGGCUAUGGGAUCUACCACGCUGUUUCAGAUGGAUUUAGUAGAAGAACUGCUUACGGAUUUCUUCACUCUACCUAAAUUUCACCGAGGAUUUGUGGUGGAUACGUUAUCAAGUAUAGUAGUCAAGAAUCCUCCAUUAGUGCUGAUGACAUUAAUAAAAUGUAAACGUCAUAUAUGGAACAUACAUUUGGUCUUAUGUCACUCUGACUUUUCUAAAUGGGCACAAGCUUAUGAUGAAGCUCAGAAAGAGGCCGAAGCGAUACUGGAUGAGGCACAGUCCAAGGUGUAUAAUGAGACAGAAAUACAAGAAAUAGUCACAAAUUUUGAUGACAUGGAUGCAGAAGACUACGAAAAUUCUGUACCUGAAUUAAAAGCCUUGUAUAUCUCGAUUGGUUUAGACGCUCGAAGAAAAAAAUAUUUGGAUAAAAUUGGAUAUACGGCUGAUAGCUCCAAAAAGGAUAAAUCAAUAAAAGAGAAUCGCAGUAAAUCAUUAAUCACAGUCGACGCCUCGGAAUCAAAGAAAAAAAUUAAAAAAGAAGAUCCCAAAGCAAAAGCAACGAGUGAAUAUGCCAUAAUGAAUACAAGAUAUAAUGAAUAUACGAAAGUAACAUAUGAACAGCUCAUUAAUAUUGCGAAUAAUUGGAUCUUAGAAGAGGCGGAUCUAGGGGCACCUUUAUUCACUUUUAAUGGAACAAUAGUAGGAGUAGGUCAAAAGAAAAUUAAGAAAAAGUCUGAACUCCAACUACAGGUUUCGGAAGUUAGUUUAUCCGAUAGAGGGUUUCCGAUCACGUUUGUUGUGUGUCCUUGUUUGCAAUAUAAGAACGCUUUAGUCAACAUGUUUGUGAAAGCGCCCGUCGUUAAGGAUGCGCUGAAAGAAGAAGAAGAAUUAGACGUUCUGAAAUGUCCAGUGAACAGAAAAGAAUUCACAGUUCUAUUACCAAAGACAUUCCCUUCGAUACAUCAUGAGAAACCUCUGAAGUGGUGGCAUUUGGACGAGAAACCGAUACGAAAAUGUGAAUGUAACCAAUUAACUGAUCUCAAUUUAUUGGAUGACACCACUCAAGACAACGUAUUAAACAUUCUUUCUAAAUGGCAUUGCACUUGCGGGAGAAAGGUGACGUCAACUCAAACUUCUACGAGUGAGAUCCCAUCGAUGUCCGUGGAAAGGGUCCAUAUUUUCGAAAACCAUGACGAUUUCCCAGAGUUAGACCCGCUACCGCUCUGCGCUGUUAAGUCGACACCAACCUUUGGAAAACGUUUAGUUCUACAACCCGGUGACCUAAUUAGGUGUAAAUAUUCAUUUAGUCCUCAAGACGAAGGAAACUUUAGUCUCAAGCGGUAUGUUGAAGUAAACGGUUGGCCUGAAUCGAGAGUCGAUAUCAACGUUAAUGGGAUUUGUGAUUUGCCGAGGUUGGAUAGCCGCCCCAAAAAGAUGUUCGAGAAUUUCGUUCGUAGGACUCUAGAAGAUAAUGUUUAUAAAUUAACGUAUUUGGAUGAUCUUAAAGUAUUUGAGUUCGGUCCAAUAUUUACGGGGAAUCAUAGGAUUUAUGAAGAACAUUAUACAAUCGAUUUGAAAAAUUCUUCCCUGAUGACUGCUGAUGUAGUGAUUGAGUUUCUGGAAGACACCACAGUGUUCCAAAUAGACAAAAAUUUCAUUAGUUUGGAGCCCGGAUGUCGUGGAAAGCUGACAAUAUCGGCAGCUCCCACUGAGAAAGGAGUGCACACAAGCGUAUUACUGUUCUGUGUCAAAGAUAAUCCUGAAAUAGUCAUGGUCAACAUUGCAUGCAGCGGAGUUGUACCUGUGGUUGAAAUUUUGCCACUUACUAAAGUUAUAGAAUACGGGAAGCUAUUGCUUUAUCGCCGCGAAGACGACAGGUUUAUAGUAAAAAACGACUCGAUCCUACCGAUAAUGUGGAAGAUACGGAACGGGCACGAGUUCAUAGAGGACUUUAUUAUAGCGCAAUCAUCGGGCAUCGUCGCCAGACAAGACAAUCAAGUGGUUCCCGUAACAUACAUUGCGUGCCGAGUUGGCGUUAUCCAGAACAAACCGCUGGUUAUCGAUAUUUAUGAUGCAGAAGGUCGUGGUGAUCCAAUGGUGAUAGACACUCUAUUCUUAUCGGCUGAAUGCUACGACGUGAUGGUCGAGUGUGCUCAUGAGAACCCCAGCGAAACAUACCUUAACUAUGGCAAUGUUAAAGUGAAUUCGACUAUUGUUAGAGAAAUGUAUCUGCUGAAUCGUGGCAAAUAUAACAUUUAUUACAAGUUGAAAAAAGUCAAGAAUUUCCCCGAGCCGUCGUUGUUGCGAUCUUUUGAGGCUAUACCGGAGUGUGGCGUUGUCCCCGCCUCGCUGAAGCUGGUCUCCAUCGAGUUCGAGUGUACUCCCACCACGUCCAUGAACCUCGUCAACGUGCCCGCUUACAUCUGCUCCUUGUUAGACGGCAGCAAGGACCAGGUUGUCGUGGCUAAGUUCCCUGUCUGCGUGACCAUAGCUUCGUUUUACAAUACGUUCACCCUAUUUCCAUUGGGAGAGCUGAAUUUCCAUAUCAUACCUGUUGGUAGUGGUAUAAUGAGAGAUGUAAUUCUCAACAACACAAGUAAAUGUCCUGUGACCUACGAGAUCAUUUUACCGGCGGCAUACCAAGUGGAUCCUCUUCAACCUUCACCUCCAAGUAAAGAGAAAAGUACUAAGAUAAGAAAUCCGCCGCUAAAAUGUGGCAACUUCCUCAUAAUGAACGAAGACAACCUACUGGCUCCCGGCACCAGUCGCACCAUACAAAUACAGUUCUUUGCAACAGCGGCUAGAAAGUUUGAAGAAACAAUUAAUUUCAUUAUCAGUGACACAUGCCCCGCUGAAGCGCAAGGGGUACCGCUAAGACUAGUAGGAACAGGCGCCAUGCCCACUUUGGACCUGUGGAAUAUCGAGACCACAUUUAGAGAACAUUUGAUAGUUAAAAAUCUGUGCGAAUAUAAAGUUCAUGAGUCUUCACCGCAUUGCGUUUUUGCGGAGAAUUCUGUGACAUUGCAUUUUUUCUGUGUCACAGUUGGCUCAAGUCACAUGGGUAACAUAGAUCUCUAUAACAAUGGACUUGUUGCAUGUGCCCUUACCAUGAAGUUACAUUACCAAACGAAUGCCAGUAGUCAUAUUUUCACUUUGGAUAAAUACGAAACUCACAUCGAGCCUUUGUUACAUAAGAAUCUGGGAAUCAUAUUUACUCCGAAAGCGCUAAGAGAAUACCGAGCAGUAUUAGAAAUAAAAUUGAAAUUACUGGACAACCAAGAACAAUCCUUCAAGAUUUGUCUUAUAGGAGAAGGUGUAAUUCCUAGGAUCAGCUUGAUUAAACCACGUGUUAAGCACCAUAGAUCCUCCUUGCUUCGUUUCCCAGUGACGUGCCUUGGCUCUAUUAGCCACAAACCUAUUCGCUUCAAAAAUAUCAGUUCUGUUAAAAGUGUGGUUACUUUAGACGUUAUGCAGCCAAUGAAUGAAGAAAGACCUAUUUUCUGGCUGGCAGCGGCAGCUGAAAGCGAACACAUGGUGCUUGAUGGAAACAAUGACGAAAUGAACUUGACUAUGAAAGUGGUACUACGACCAGAAGAAAUUAUAACAGUAAAUAUUUAUUAUAAUCCCAUAAGAAAGGGCCGGACAAGCUGCGAUGUAAAACUUAGCAUAGAGGAGAAUCCUUAUGAAUAUUAUACUGUGGCAGGCGAAGGAGAAUCGUUCAUGGAAGAUGUCAUUUUGGUUGGCCUCGAAAUGUUGUCCAUGGAUACAGAUCUCGAAGCUUAUAAACUGUCAAUGACAACUGAUGGUACUAUGUCUACUGUAUCUACUGUUGAAACAAAGAAAAGUAAGAGUGCGAGUAUUGAUAGGAAAAAAUCGAAGCAGUUAGAUAAGAAGGCUAGAAAGGCAUCGUCAAGUUCCAUGAGACACAGCUCUGAGAGCCCAAGUGCGGAACCUUCUCUUCUUAAAUAUAUAUUGGAUUUCGGUGGCUGUGAACUAUUUUCUUUACAAAGAAGGUCAGUUAUGAUGGUCAAUAAUUCCGAGAAAGUGUACAAGUUUAACUGGGCUGAAGUCGACUGCAUAGUGAUAAAACCCUCCGUGGGUUACAUAUCCCCGGGAGAGGAGAAAGACUUGGAAAUUAUGUUCUUUUCCGAUCACCCGGUCAUCUUUCAGAGGGAGUUCCUGACUUGUAAUCUGGUGGCGAUAAGUGAUGACUCCCUGACUCUCGACAUGAAGGGGGCUACUUGGGAUAAUCGGCAAAUUGUUACUCUGUUUGAUCACAACCCUGACUUAAGCCUGAAUCAAAGAUGUGAAAUUAUAACUGAUGAGCAGACAAUACCAGCGUCCGAAAGAUAUUUAGGAGCCAUCAACAUGAUCAUUGUUUAUUCUGCAAGGACAGAGUACACUAAAUAUAUCUGUUCACUUAAGGAAGAAAAGGAACUACCAGACACUUUCAUCUACAAGACAAGACAUUUUGAUUUCACCGUUGAGAAUGUUGGUAACGUUCCGAUGAAAAUUUUAUGGAAUUUUCAAAUUGACGAUGAAUUUCCAGCGAGGAUCGAUAAACAUUUUCCCAAAAAUCAAAAGUUACGACCUGAGGACCUAUUAAAUGAGCAUCCAAGACAUGAAAGUUUCAACAGUGUAGAGAUGGACACCAAUGAACCUAUGCCUGACCCUGAUCCCGAAACUGCCAGCAAAGUAACUCUGUUCAGUGGAAGUCAAGGUAGAGCAAGUGUCGACACAUGGUUUGAGGUCGACCUGCCCUUCCAAAUAAUUCCACUCAAAGGCUGCUUGAUGCCCGGCGAAACUAAAUCUUUUACGGUCACGUUUUCGCCCCUCGACGCCUUUGACUUCAAAGUGCGAUUGAAGAGUACAAUAGAUAAUUUAGACCCGUACGACCAAAAUAUAAUGUGCAAGUUAACGGCGAGGUCUUUGAUUCCGUUCGUCCAUCUCGACAUAGAAGACAGCGAUUAUUUGACAUCGGGCCGAAGGAAAGUCACCGGUGUGGCGCUACCUCCUCACAUGACCGUACUUGAAUUUAAUGUGUUGGGCUCCGGGUGCUAUAAGAAGAAGUUUAAUGUCAUAAAUCCGACCAGCGACCCGUAUGAGUUUAUAUUUGAGAUGGUGAUGUCUGACAAGCCGGAGCUCAUGCCGGUGCACUGCAACAUGCUGAAGGGAUACGUGGAGGGCGGCACGUCUACUGAAGUCACCUUUACAUUCUCACCUACUGCCCCGGGGGUUUACGAGUCCCAAUGGAAAUUCUUGAUACCAGUUCAUAACCUAACCAUGAACGUUUUAGUUGUCGGCUUAGUGAGAGAGCCUGACGUCGUCUUUGUGCCUACGAUCCUCAUUAUUAGAAACUCCUUAGUUGGCUUCACUUCUACUAACGUUGUUAUACUUAAGAACAAUGAAACUGAACCUUUGAAGUUCGAAUUCAAGGGAAACUCUCUGUGCAACGAAUCUGGGAAGACUCCUGUAAUUUGUGAACCUAACAGUGGCACACUGAAACCGCGAUCUGAAACACCAAUUAACAUAGUGUACACGCCGAUCCAAGACGGCCCACUUUCGUAUAAAAUAUUUUGCAGCGUAACAUACUUGACGAAGCAUUUAACACUAUGCGUAAACGCUUUGAGCUAUUCCAUUAAACCUAAAGUUCUUUACUAUUUGAUUGGUAACGAACAUAUACUAAGUAGUGAAGCUUAUACCAAUAUACAUUUGGAUCAGACUGCUUCCACAUAUGAAAGAACAAUACCGUUCACGAUAAGGAACGAUGGUUCCGCUACGUUUUUCUUUGACUGGAAUUACAACGGCUCCAACGUCAAAAAGUUCAUGCAGCUACAUGUGGACCCUAAGAGUGGCCACGUCACGCCCGGCAGUGACAUGGAAUGCACUUUAUUCUUCACUGUGAAGCAAGUUCCCGUCCAAGCCUUCCCGGUCACGCUUACUAUUUCAGAUGGUCCGGAAUACAAAAUAUUUAUCCAUGCUGAUAUUGAAAAGCCGUUAUACCACUUUUCUUGCAUGGAAUUUGAUUUUGGAAAAUGUUUUGUCAAUGCACCUGAUUCCACAUACAAAAGAAACAUUGCUCUCACGAAUGACGAUAAAGUGCCAAUAAUUGUUGACUUGAAUUUCUCGCAUCUCCCGGAACUGUUUGUUGACUACGAGAAGAUGACUGAAAUCGAACCAGGCAAACGUUUGAAGAUUGGAAUAUAUUUUCGACCAAAACAAGUGAAAGAAUAUGAAUUCACCUUGCAGUUUUGGGUGAACUCUCUAUGCGAAGAAAAUUUGACUGUUAAAGGAGAAGGAAUACCACUUCUAUUCGACCUCUACGAGGGAUGCCAAAAGAGCUUUGACUUGGGUCACGUUAAAGUGGGAGAAAAAUUAGUUCGCACAAUAGAAGUGAUGAAUCACAGUAAAGCAACAAUUGAUGCUACAUUCAUAUUUAGAGAUAUGUAUCCCGUAGUCGAAGAUACGACUCAGUCGGAUGCAACCAGUGUUUGUCUGAGUCCGACUACAGCUCAUCAGCAUGCCGAUACAGGGCCCUCCAGAGUUCAAAUGUUGCAAACUUAUAAAGACAACAAGGUACGGGAGCAAAUCGCGAUGGAUAUCCAAAACGCUCUAUCUUCAUUGAAAGUAAUACCAAACAAGUGUCUGAUAAGGCCUUACAGGAAAGUGCCCCUGAAGAUACAGUUCAAGCCUGUCGGCAUGAUAAGCACACUAAACGUACAACUCAAUAUGAAAGUAUUUCAAUUCGAAAGACCUCUAGUGCGUCUAAGUGGGUGUGCUACAGGAAUGAGUCUCGCUUUCAGCCAAAACUCUUUACAAUUCGGCCGCGUUCGGAAACGAGGAUGCAAAAUUCUCAAAGUUAUGUUACUUAAUAAAGGCGAUUUCGGAGCCAGGUUCUGGUGGCAACCUUUGAUAUCAGACGAGUUCACAAUCUCCCCGCAACAAGGCACGGUAGCGGCGCACACCAACGUUACAUUCACAAUAACCUUCAGGCCCGUCAACCACAACCCCUUUAUUAAAGUUUGGGCAAGUUGUAAUAUAGAAAACUACAAGCACCUUGAGUUGGCUCUUUACGCAACAUGCGUCGAUUUAGGAAAUAUACAGAACAAGACGCUGUACAUGGAGUGCCCUGUCCGCGACGUCCAAACUUCUUUCAUCGUUGUGACUAAUCCCACCGAUGAUCUAUGGUUUAUACUGUCAGAAGUAUCAGGUGGCCCAUUCGAUACUCUCAGGGAAUUUAACGUAGAGCCAAACUCGACGUUUGAUAUUCCAGUCAGUUUCAAACCAAAAAGUAUUGGAAAGCAUGAAAGUCAAGUACUGUACUCCCCACUUGGAGAGAGUGCAUUGUUCGUGACAUUAUUAGGUGUUGCCCAACACCCUAACCCUAACGGCACAAUCAAUUUGAGUGUUGCGGCUAAGGAAGUUCACCUCGAAGAGUUGCCGGUCUAUAAUAUUACUGAGUUUCCAGAGUCCUAUAGGGUAACAACAGAGUUGGUAAGGAUAAAUCCGGAGAAAUUCGAAGGAUACUACGAGAUAAAAUGCCCAGAUGUUAUCAAGACGUGGGGCGAGGCAGCCGCCACGUGCCGAUGGACUUUCGUUUGUUUUGAAGAAUGCGAAAUGGCGCUCAAAGUAAUGUUCAUAAAUGAGGACACUCGCGAGUACCAGUAUUACAACAUAGACGUCGUCGUGACUCACAGUCCUAUCGUAGACACCCUGACUUUUGUAUCGCGCGCACGCGAAUCGGUACAAAAAGACAUCGUCAUCAAAAAUCCUCUCUCGAAUGAAGCUGAUUAUUAUGUCACGUGCGAAAAGCUUGAAUGUCCCGAUGCAUUGAAAAUUGGCAGAAAUUCGGAGGCAAUAUUAACCAUGACAUAUUCACCAUUAGUGGAAGGUGAAACUGAAGAUUUUCUAGAAGUGAAUAAUUAUUUGGUAGGCACGUAUGUAUACAGGAUAAAAUUGAAGUGUCUACCAGCCAAAGUAAAGAACUUAGAAUAUACUACUUCUCUAGGAACUAACAUAGCCAUACGCCUGAAGGUUAUGAAUCAGACUGACUCGCGAGCUGACUUCGACUGCACGGUAUCUCACCCAUCAAUAAUAGCUGAAAAGGAGUAUUCGCUGGGAGCCUUCGAAAAAGGAAAGUUUCUCGUUUGGUUCGAACCUACCGAGCUCGGCGUACAAAACUGCAGAGUUGCUUUUACAUCACUUAUUGCGGGUGAAUUCAUAUAUAGCAUAAAAGGGAUUGGCACAGAACCCAAGCCUAGAGGACCAUACGAAAUUAAAUCGGGUGGUUCAACAGUGAUCAGAUUUAAAAACAUCUUUGACGACACCAGAAUGUUCAAAAUAUACGUGGACAGAGACGAAUUCUACGUGAAAACGUUAUAUGAGCCUAUCAGAUCGAAGAAGGAACUAAGGAUUACCGUGCAUCUAGCUGAAAGGCCUUCCCAAGGAUGGCCUGAAGUGCCCACGGGUACGCUCACAAUAGAGAACUACGAGCCACCAAUACCCAAAGUAAGCUGGACCUUCUUCCUGCAGGGCAAACCUUAACCUGUUUUUCCUUGUUAUUGUUAGUAUUUUAUUUUGUAUUUCUUUGUUUUAAUGUAUUGUGAUCAAUAAAUAUAUACAAA